This is a messenger RNA of Athene cunicularia (burrowing owl), 4909 nucleotides long. It is a transcript of the gene DNAJB11, whose product is annotated as DnaJ heat shock protein family (Hsp40) member B11. The transcript is spliced from 10 exons. Gene Ontology annotation, biological process: protein maturation; protein folding. Gene Ontology annotation, cellular component: endoplasmic reticulum. Bases 1 to 1128 code for a protein of 375 amino acids. The record is from RefSeq and is a predicted model, not a curated record. NCBI's taxonomy places the organism in Eukaryota, Metazoa, Chordata, Aves, Strigiformes, Strigidae. Gene Ontology annotation, molecular function: misfolded protein binding.
AUGUUAAACAAGAAGGCAUCCUUGUUAGCUCUAAAAGGCCCACCCCCAUGUCCUGAGACAAGACAUGAUCAGCAGCAUCUCCUUCUCUUCUCUCUUUCUCCCCUCCCUACCCUCGGCAGGAGGGACUUCUACAAGAUCCUGGGGGUGUCCCGCGGUGCCUCCAUCAAGGACAUCAAGAAGGCCUACCGGAAACUGGCGCUGCAGCUCCAUCCCGACAGGAACCCCGACGACCCUCGGGCUCAGGAGAAGUUCCAGGACCUGGGGGCUGCCUACGAGGUGCUGUCAGAUGAGGAGAAGAGGAAGCAGUAUGAUGCGUAUGGUGAGGAGGGGUUGAAGGAUGGGCACCAGAGCUCCCAUGGAGACAUCUUCUCACACUUCUUCGGGGACUUUGGGUUCAUGUUUGGAGGUAACCCUCGCCAACAAGACAGAAACAUACCCCGGGGAAGUGACAUCAUCGUAGACCUAGAGGUUACACUGGAGGAAGUGUAUUCAGGAAACUUUGUAGAGGUUGUCAGGAACAAGCCAGUGGCAAGACAGGCACCUGGAAAACGGAAAUGCAAUUGCCGACAGGAGAUGAGGACCACCCAGUUGGGACCUGGACGUUUCCAGAUGACUCAAGAAGUUGUUUGUGAUGAAUGUCCAAAUGUCAAGCUUGUGAAUGAGGAGCGGACACUAGAAGUGGAGAUAGAGCCAGGUGUGAGGGAUGGUAUGGAGUAUCCCUUCAUUGGUGAAGGUGAACCCCAUGUGGAUGGGGAGCCAGGUGAUUUGCGCUUCCGAAUAAAAGUUCUUAAGCACCCAGUCUUUGAAAGAAGAGGAGAUGACUUGUACACAAAUGUGACAAUCUCGCUGGUCGAGGCACUUACAGGCUUUGAAAUGGAUAUCGCCCACUUGGAUGGGCACAAGGUUCAUGUUGCUCGUGAUAAAAUUACGAAACCCGGGGCCAAACUGUGGAAGAAAGGAGAAGGUCUUCCAAAUUUUGAUAACAAUAAUAUCAAAGGCUCACUAAUAAUAACAUUUGAUGUGGAGUUCCCCAAAGAGCAACUGACAAAUGAACAGCGGGAAGGUCUCAAACAGCUGUUGAAACAAGGAUCUGUGCAGAAGGUGUACAAUGGAUUGCAGGGAUAUUGAUGUGUGGAAAAAUUGGACUUAACUGAAAAUGAAAAGUCAGAUUUGUUUGCAGUCUUUUCUCCUGCCCACUGUAGAAUGGAAAAGAGGGAGGGUGGGGCAAUUGUUGAGGUCUAUAUAAUUUUUUUCUUUGUAAAUGGUGGAAGUGUUCAGACGAGUUGGGGAAAAUACUACCCUUUUCAGGACAUAACUGGUGCUGCCUAUUAUGUUCCACGUCCUGGAACAACAAAGACUCCUUAAGCAGGAAAAAAAGGUGGGGAAAGGCGUCUUAAAUUCCAUGCAGAUUGGAAUUUCUGGUUUUUAAAUAUAUUUUGAUGUGACUUUUCUUGACCAUCUCAACAUAUUUUCAUAGCUUCUCCUGCUUUUUAUGUCCUUUGUGUCAGUCUCUUCCAAGUUUCUGUUGUUUGGGGUUUUUUUUAUUUCCAUCCCAUCCUCCCCUUUCCCCUCUGAGCCCAGAGUCUGCGUUUCUGGGGCAGGAGUACAGGUGCUGUUGGGAGUGGACUGGCAGGAGAGCCUUUAUGGUCCCCACAUAUGGUGGAAAAGCAGGGGAAAAGAGUCUCGUAAGGCUCCUGUGGACUCUCUUUUAACUACCAGGUAAUCCUCUUGUCCCAAAAGUUAAUGCUUGGUUUAAAAUUUGAAGUCACAACAGCUUAACAAAGACUCUGCAGACUUUCAUGGUGGGAUUUUGGAAAAUAAUGGGAAUGGCUCCUUGUGGCCUUGGUUCUUCCUCAUUGCCCCUAAAUGUAACCAACAACUUGUCUGGAAGAGUUCACUUACCUCCUGCACUCUGUCCUCUGUGAGGACGGGUGAAGCUAGCAGCACAGAAAUAAAGGUGGUGUGAGUUGGAAUGGCAAAAACUGCCUGGUUAUGUAUUUCAGCAGCCCUUUCCCUGGGACAGCUGCAAGUCACUGGUCUAACGAAUCGUCCCUUCAGUGAUCUAAGCUGUGAGCUGCUGUAAAGGGUAAAACCACAGCUGCAAAUACCAGCAAAAACUCUGCAGCUGCUUUGUUUGAACUGAGGGCCUGGUGACCUGGCAGGGGAGGUACCUGGUGCUCCUCUGGUCUCUGUGAAGACCCAGCUGCUUUAAGCAUCCCCAUCAGAAACUCAUCUCCACGCAUUCUUCAGGAGUGGUAGCUAAACAAUCCCUUAGAGGUGCCUGUGUCAGUCAGACUUGUGCUUCACAGUGAGAGUGAUGUAGGUAGCAAGAAGUCAGUUGUUUGUGUAGGAUGUUCUGCUCCUUCCUUCUGGGCUCUUAGGGACUAAUAAAGUGGGAUCCUUUCAACUCCUGCCUUAUACCUCAUCCUCUGCCUGGGAAGUGGAUGGGAUCUGUUUUUUCCUACACAGAAAUGUUUGCUGGGGAGCAGCAGCAGGAGAUUCAGGGGGGUAGGGGUGUUUGGUUGGUUUUUGUUGUUUGUUUUUUCUUCAUUACUUUAGCUGGAUAGGUAGAGAGCAGCUCUGGCCCAGCCCUUGUGUGCUGCCCUUGGUCUAGCAGCCAACCCUUAAACUCCAGUGGGAGCUGACACGGUGGAAGCAGCAGCACUGGGGAUGCUUCCUGUUGGACCCUUUGUACAUUUGCCUUGGCAGAUCAAAGCAGGGGCUUCAGGAACAGCUGGGGGGCGGACACAAGACAAACCUGAGAUGCCAAACCCUUGGUCUCAAUGCUUGUCUACCUCAAAAUCUGUAAAUGUAAACUGUUAAUCCCAGCUGAGGUUGCCACUUCCAAGUGUCUGCCCGUUUGAUGACUGCCUCUUUGCAGAUGUCAGUAGACAGCUCUGUCCCUGCUUUCCCCUUUGCUUAGAUUUUUAAGAAAUCCUGGAUUUCAAAGAAACACUCCUUCUAGUAUCCCUGUGUAUGGGGUUGGUUCCUGCUAUCUGAGUCCCUCAAAGGUCUGUCUGGUUGCUGCCUCCCUAUUCCACCUGCACACAACCGUGCUGCCAGUGCUUGCCUGUAGCAAUAAAGCCAAAAAGCCACGACUCCACACCAAAGUCUCAACUUCUCUGCAGGAGAAGGUGGUGUAACCUUUCCUACCUGCACCCCUACCAGCAGGCAUUGUAUUUAUUUCAGACACUAGUUCCUGCUGCUGCUUUUCCUCUCCCUGCCUAAUCCUUUUCCUUCCUGUCAUUUGGUUAGUUGUUUUUCAUUGUUGGUCAGUACUACUGAGAGGCUGGUGCUAUGUACAACAGCAACAAUAGCUGCAAAGCCCCAGCUCUUACAUGCACGAGAAGAAACACACAGAAAAGAAAGCUCUGAAUCUUACCAAGCAACCCUGCUUCCUUCCAUCUUGCUUUUCCCCCCAUUGCUGUGGGGUGUGUGUAGAGCUGGGGUCUGCUGCCUUUCCCCCCUACAGACGAGGCUUUCAGGGUUACCCUGCGGACAGCAGCAUACCCUAGUGCUCACUAGGGUCUGGAUCAAAUAUUUGCACUUAUUUUGGUCUGUGAAGAAAGUUGUGCUGCUUCUAGGAUCAUGGCGGGAGGUAUUUGUCCUCCAAGGGCCACAGGGUGUCUGGCCAGAGGGAUGUGGAAGCUCUUCAGUGUCUGUGACAUCCUGUGUCCAUAUUUCAGUAACAUUUAGCUGGUGUGAGUGAGCCAGAGGAGUCCAUGCACACUGUAUCUCCUAUAAAUGCUUCUUAGGGGGCUCAGAUCUUCACAUUGCUUCUUGGUUGGGGACCAAGCAAGGAUCCUGAUGGUGGGAACCUCUGAGCUGGAAAUCCUGUAAUGCAUAGCCCCUUCUAAGCAAUGCUGUUGCUCCUAAAUUGGAUAAAAGAAAAAAAACAACCCACCUAGUUUCCUAGUUGGCCUUUACCCUAAAUUCUUGCAAAAGUCAAGGAUUGUGGAGGGUUUAGAUAUAGGCAUGUUGUUCUUCUAGCAAAGCACUUAUCCUUGAAAUGUAUUUCUAGAAGUCCUUGCUGUUUUAGAAGGGGGGGUUUGUUUAAACAAGCACAUAGUCCUUGCCUGGCUAAGGGGAUCCUGAUUUAUUUCCAAAGCGCAUGGUUUUGAUCACCUCCACAAGUCGUGUGUGUUCCUCUAGGGCCUCAUCACAGGCUUGUUUUAAUAUCUCAUUGCCUCUGUUAGUGCUACAUUAUCCCCCCAUCCCAGGAGAGCUGAAGGAGCAGGUGGGGUGAGGACUUCCUAGCAGGUUGGGAGUGAAAACAGGGUUCAGAUCUGCUUUUCCAGAAAGCAGCGUGCCCUGGCAGCCUUGGCCCACUUCUGUCCCUCUGCAGUCUGGGCUUGCUGCAUCUAAAAACCCUACUGCCAAUCCCAGAGCAGAUGUUGAAGUUUGGGGCUGCACACAGGAGCUUCAGCAUUAGCGACGUGGGUCCUGAGAGCAGUCUGGCCCAAGGGGGGGUUGGUUUGUUCCCGGUGGCUUCAGCCAUGCAGAGGGCUGUUGCUGUCGUCUUUUCUUGUCACAGCCAUGCUUUGGCAGAGCAUCCCCUCCUCCCCGUGUCCAGGCGGGGGGUGAAAGUGUUUCCAAACAGUGUUUUCUAUUCCAUGGAAACUUCUGCAAGUACAGUGCGGGCAGCCUUGGUUGUUUUUUCUCCAAAGAGCUUGUUAUUUUAAAGUACUUAUCUAUAUCUAAACUUUUCUGCUUCCAAGAGACAGGCAGUGGAGAUAGGAGGGCAGAAGUGACUGGUUCCAGGAGAAAAUGGCUCUGAAAACACACAGAUCUGCAGCGUUCCUGAAUACAUCUGUUCAAAUGAGGCCUGAAAUGAAGGUGAAGCAAUGAUUCCUUAGAAUCUUUAAUGAGAUUUGUAGAUAGCCAAGCAAAGAAAUUAACAGUCAGAAUC